Messenger RNA from Parnassius apollo (apollo), 4230 nucleotides. The record is from the annotation of a GenBank genome assembly. Lineage: Eukaryota; Metazoa; Arthropoda; Insecta; Lepidoptera; Papilionidae.
AUGAGCACGUAUACAAAGUUUGUAUCAGAUUACUGCAAAGCAUGGGAAAAAUCAGGAAAGGAACAAUUUAUAAAAACAGUGACACAGUUUAUUAAAGAUGAAGGAAAAAGUCCCUUGUUUAGUAAAUCAGGAAAAUUGUCAGGAUUGUCUCAAAAUAUAUAUGACUUGUUGCUUUGUGGGCUUCAUGGUAACUUGAAAAAAGAUGCAGUCAUUUCUGUACUUCAUGAUAUAUCUGCAUUACAUGCUGAUAUACCAUCAAUUAUUUUAGAUGUUACUAGCAUACUUGAUGCAGAAACAUGUGUGGAAGUGCAGAGUGAGGAAAGAACAAAUUUUUGCUACAUAGUUAGGGAAUUGGAAUCCUUUAUAUCUGACAAACUUCUUAAGGAGCGUUUAGAAAUUGAUACAUUACAAGAUGUUGGCACAUUAAAAAACAAAAAUUUUUAUACAAAGUUUAUAAAAAUCAAGACGAAACUUUAUUACAAACAGCGUAAAUUCAAUUUAUUUAGAGAAGAAAGUGAAGGAUAUGCUAAAUUAAUUGUUGAAUUAAAUCAAGAAAUAUCAGAAGAUACUGAAUGGAAAAUACUGUUAGAAAUUAUUCAGUCUCUUAUAGGAUGUUUUAACUUGGAUCCAAAUAGGGUUUUAGACAUAAUACUGGAAUCAUUUGAGGCUCGACCACACCUAGAUCAAUUAUUCAUAUCCCUUAUAAAAAAUUAUAUGGGGGAUCCUCAAGUUAUAUCAGAAGUUUUAGGUUUCAAACUGGGAAAUAUGGAAGUGUUAGAAAGUUAUAAAGAUCCACCACCUUUGAUGACUGUUAUAGCUUUACUAUUGCAACACCAAGUAAUUUCAUUAGAUGACAUCUAUCCCUGGCUACGUCCAGAUGAUACCAUAAUGGCCAAGGAAGCUGAAAAAGAAGUGAAGUCAGUACAAGACUAUAUUCGUAAGCUCAACAUUGUAUCAACCAAGGGUCCACAAGCCAAUGGGUCUACGGAGUUUCUUGAAGAGAAAACUGAUCCCCAAGAAUACUGGAGUAAUCAAAAGUUAGUUUUGUGUGAGGCAUUGUUAAAAGUGACUGCAUGGCGUGAGUUCGCGGCGUUGACUGCGCGAUUGCCGACCACGUGCCUGGCUGCACGACCAGCUACAGCCUUGUGCACCAUGUUGCACGCUCUCGUCGAGCCGCUUUAUAGGACGCAUUGCCGCGUUGCCCCAAAAAUCAUUGGUAAGCCAGUACCACCUUUAAAAUCACACUUGGCACCCCCUGCUUGUAAAACAUUUGAAGAUAUGAAAGAGACUGUCAUUCCAGCUCUAAUUAUAUUAGGGCCUUCUUUACAUUAUGACCCUAUUUUAAUGUACAAAAUAAUUCGUAUAUUAAGGACGGCGCGAUCAUUGCAAGAAGAUCCUUUACAUCAUGAAGCUCUUACAGUGCUUGAUGCAGCAAUAUUGCCAGCACUUACUCUUAUGGAAGGAAAUUGUUGUAUGGCCGAAGAAGUGUACACAUUGCUGAAGUUAUACCCUUAUCAGUGCAGAUACUGCUUAUAUUCGCGCUGGAAAAAUGAGUCUGGUGAAAGGAUACCAGCGCUAAUGCGGGUACGCGGCAAUUCCCUACAAAGGAUUAAACAUAUUAUGAAGCGUGUUUCAAAAGAAAAUAUAAAACCGCAAGGACGCUUAAUUGGGAAACUGUCUCAUGCUGCACCUGCCUUCUUAUUUGAUUAUAUGCUAUUACAGAUUCAGACUUACGAUAAUCUGAUUGGACCAGUUGUGGAGUCACUGAAGUAUCUGACAUCGUUAUCUCUAGAUGUCUUGGGUUAUUGUUUGCUAGAGGCAUUAUGUGCCGGAAAGGCGAACAGUGGGGGAGCAGCUCAUCCUCCAUGGCUGCAGGCGUUAGCUGCUUUCGCCGGAGCAGCAUUUAAGAAACAUAAUAUAGAACUUACUGCACUUUUGCAAUUUGUUGCGAACAGGCUAAAGGCUCAACAGAGCCAAGAUUUGUUGAUAUUAAAAGAAAUAGUACAAAAAAUGGCUGGCAUUGAAGCAGCAGAAGAAAUGACACCUGAACAACUUGAUGCCAUGGCUGGAGGUGAACUUCUUAAAGGCGAGGCUGGAUACUUCUCACAAGUACGAAAUACAAGGAGAUCAUCAGCUAGAUUGAAAGAGGCUGUUGUUGGAAACAACUUAGAUAUAGCUUUAUGUAUAUUAUCUGCUCAACAACGUCAUUGUUGCGUAUGGAAAGAAUGUGAAGAUGAGGUAUCCACACCUGGUGAACCACCUGGGUCUCAGUUGAAAGUAGUGGGCCGAUUAGCUGAUCAAUGCCAGGAUGCUUUGGUGCAGUUGGGAACCUUUCUUGCAUCUUCUCACGCUCCUGAUGAGUAUGCUGCAAGAUUGCCACCAUUACAAGAACUACUUCGAGACUAUCAUGUGGAUGCCGAUGUGGCGUUUUUCCUUCACCGUCCAGUACUAGCACAAAAAAUAGCUGCAAAAGUAGAGUUAUUGCGUAAAAGCUCCGAUAGUAAAACAGAUUCACAAGAAAAGAGUAUCGAAAGGUAUUGUACAGCAGCGAAGGAAAUUUUAGAGCCAGUAAUAAUAUCUAUAACGCCUCUGCUGCCUUCUAGAGUUUGGGAGGAUAUAUCGCCAGAGUUCUACGUAUCCUUUUGGUCGUUGUCAAUGUAUGACCUGAAAGUCCCAGAAGAAAGCUACGACCGCGAAAUUGAGCGUUUGAAAAAUGCUGCUUCGAAUGCCACAAAAGAUUCAUCGCAAGGUACAAAAGGCAAAAAAGAACAAGAGCGCUAUAACACACUUAUAGAUAAACUACAGGAGGAGCGGCGGCGGCAGCGCGAGCACGCGGCGCGCGUGGUGGCGCGGCUGCAGCGCGAGUGCGGCGGCUGGUUCCCCGCACGCGCCGCCAAGUCCGCCAAGAACGAGACCGUCACGCGCCUCAUGCAGCUGUGCCUGUUCCCGCGCUGCGUGUUCACCGCCGCCGACGCGCUCUACUGCGCCGAGUUCGUGCACACCGUGCACGCGCUCAAGACGCCCAACUUCUCCACGCUGCUCUGCUACGACAGGCUGUUCUGCGACAUCACGUACUCGGUGAUGUCGUGCACGGAGGCGGAGGCGGCGCGCUACGGCACGUUCCUGCGCGCGGUGCUGCGCACGGCCAUGCGCUGGCACGCCGACCGCGCCGCCUUCCAGCAGGAGUGCGCGCACUACCCCGGCUUCGUCACCAAGUACCGCGUCUCCAACCAGUUCUCCGAGGCCAACGACCACGUCGGCUACGAGAACUACAGGCAUGUAUGUCACAAAUGGCACUACAAAAUCACCAAAGCCAUGGUAGUGUGUUUGGAUUCCGGCGACUAUGUCCAGAUACGUAAUGCAUUGAUAGUGCUCAUACGAGUCUUGCCCCACUUCCCUGUAUUAGCAAAGUUGGCCCAGAUCAUUGAAAGAAAAGUUGAAAAGGUUAAAGAAGAAGAAAAGAUGCAACGUCAAGAUUUGUAUGUGCUUGCUACAGGAUACAGUGGACAAUUGCGGAAUAAAGUACCAACUAUGAUGAGAGAAUGUGACUUCCAUCAGAUGGGCGAUCAGCAUAAGGCGGUAGCUGCGGCGACGGCACCUUCAGCCUCAGUUAAGGAAGAAAGUACUGCUGCCAAGCAGGAAACUGAAGCCAGUACUUCACCACAACCAAUUGAUACAGAAAAAAGAGAAUCAAGAAAUAGUGACAGACGUCGUGAGGAGUCCGACCGCGAUAAAGAAUCUAAGCGUGAAUCAAGAUCGUCUCUGAAGGAGAGAAGUAAAGAAGAAAUAAGAAAUAAAGAUAGGUCACCAAGAGAUCGAUCGCACAGGGAGGAACGUUAUUUAGAAACAGUAUCCCCGCCACUUGACCACCGUCAUCUACCUGAUGAUAUUGACCGCGAUGUGAAGCGUCGUAAAGUAGAAAGCAGCAGUAAUGGCAAGGGUAGCAAAGAUAUAGAAGAACGCUCUCCAGAAAAGGAAAAACGAAAGUCUAAAGUAAGAGGCGAUGAACGUAAAGAGCGUAAGAUGAGUCGCAAGAGGGAUAGAGCUGAAGAGUCGGUGCUGUUGGAACAAAAACGGCGCCGCGAAGAACAAAAAGCUGUCGUGAAAUUGGGAAGUCAUCAGAAUGGCUCACAAGAGGAUCAUCACUAUGACAAGUACCAUAAAAGGGAGAAAUCGCCUUUUCGCGACCGCUCGCAUGAAGAACCAAGAGACAAACAAUAUCCUUUUUAA